This is a messenger RNA of Aphanomyces invadans, 1370 nucleotides long. RefSeq lists its product as hypothetical. The record is from RefSeq and is a predicted model, not a curated record. The transcript is spliced from 2 exons. The coding region runs from base 83 to 1258 and encodes 391 amino acids. NCBI's taxonomy places the organism in Eukaryota, Oomycota, Saprolegniomycetes, Saprolegniales, Verrucalvaceae. Gene Ontology annotation, molecular function: RNA binding.
UUCAUCAUGGAGUCCCUCCAGCCCCUCCCAGCAGAGCUCGUCGACUUGUCGUUGCACGACCGAGGUUUCUCCCUCCAACCAAAUGCAGUGGUGGAAGGCGACCGAGUCAAAGUUCCAUUUGCCGACGAUGUUCCGCAUUGCGACCCGAUUGACGCGCCAAGCGUUCCCAAAGGCCACGUCGGCCGCUGUGUCUGCUCUCUCUGCCAAUGCGACGAUGCAGUCCACGUCUGUGGCAGCGGCGUUUGCGCCUCGCUUUGUUCUGCCUGCUGCGUUUUCGUUGCCCAUGACGUCGAUGGCUCGCUUCUUCUCGACUGGAGCGGAGCCUGUGUCGACAGUCUGGAUCGGCGGUCUGCCCUUUGACACGGAAGAAUCUCACAUUCGCGACUUGUUUGAAAAGUACGGUGAAAUCACACGCAUCUCGAUGACGAAGCGCCGCGAUGGCCGCUUCCAAGGCACGGCGUUCGUCGAGUACACCGAACCUGCGGAAGCCCAAGCCGCCCUCGAACUCGACGGCGAAGCGUGCGGAUCUCGUUACAUGAAGGUGUCGUUUGCGCUCCCCCGCGUCGUCAAGACCACGGAACGCCCCGCGGACUGCUCGGCUAUUCGGUUUUCGAACGUGCCGUUCGAUCUCACGGAAGAAAGCAUUCGGUCCAUGUUUGAACACUGCGGUGACAUUUCGUCCGUCCAUUUCGCCAAGGACCGCGACACUGGCCGUCCGCUGGGCUACGGCUUCGUCGAGUUUGUCGACCCCACCAGCUGCGACAAGGCCUUGGACGUGUCCGGCGCGGACGCAUUUGGUCGCCGCAUCAACGUCGAGUACUCUCUCCGUGCCAAGCGCAUGCCCCGCCACAAACCCGACGGUUGCAAGUCCGUGUACGUCGGCAACUUGUCGGAAGAUGUCAACAGCGGCAUGUUGCAAGAUUUGUUUGAAGAAUGCGGUGAAAUCGAACGCAUUCACAUUGCUGUCGACCGCGAGACUGGCGAGCCCCGUGGCUUUGGAUACGUCAACUUUGCUCACACCGACGCUGUGGACCAAGCAAUCAAGUUGUCCGGCGUCGACGUUCAAGGACAAAAUAUCCGCGUCGCGUUCGUGCGAGAACGUGAAGAGCGCCGCCCGUCGUUUCACGACGACCGUCGCGACCGCCACGACCACCAUCGCGCCAGCGGCGAACGCGGGUACGGGGGCCGUGCCAAGCGAGGUGGCCGUGACGAAGGUCGCAACGACCGUCGUCGCAACUACGACAACAACGACUACUAGGAUAUAGGUGAAUAGAUGCUUCAUAAUCUUGUCAUUACUACUUGGGUGCCGUCGCCUUCCUCGGCCGUCGGCGGCCGCCGUCGAAAUUGCCAUCGUGGUGCCGAUAUUUCUG